AUGAAACGUAACCUGCUCCCAUCAGGGUCAUCGCUGCUCCAUCAGCCUACGGUCGUGGAGGCCGAUCUCGAGGGCAUGGGAAACAGCAGCAGCGAAGAUGAAAGCGACGUAGACGCGUCGCCCCUCAUCAUCAAGCGAUCUCUCAAAGGGUCGUCGGAGCGAGGUCACGUGCGACCACAUCACCAACACCAGAACCGACUCUACCAACUACGCGACGACCUGUGGCGACAAGGCUAUCGAUUCGUCCAGGAGAAUCGCGCGCUCGUGCUGCGAUCCUUCAUCGCCGCCGUGGCCUUCGUCCUCUUCGUGCUGCUCAUCGUCUACUGGCCGUAUCUCAACAGCUACUGGAUGGUGCCCCAGUGGCGUCGCGUGGAGGCCGGCUGGCGAUCGUUCCGUGGCGAUGUCGAACACUACCGACGAGAAAACGAGAUGAUGGCUCGAGCAGCAUUCGAUAAGCGACGCCUUCUUCGAUCGCCACAUGCCUGUGAGGCCCUGGGCGGAACCGCCGAGCAUAGCAAGCGUGCGUGGUUGACCGCCGUCGCCAACAACAACUACGUGACGCCAACGCUGGCCCUGGCGCACACGCUCGACCAGUUCUCGUGCGUGAAGACCAAGAUCGCGCUCGUGCCGGAAGACUUGGAGCUCGUCUCGGAGACCACGCGGGAUCUGCUGCGCAAGGCCGGCUUCGAAGUCCGGGUCAAGCCCUCGCUCGACUGCAUGUCUGCCCAUGGCAGCGGCGCCAGCGAGAUCGCUCUCUAUCCCGGUGAGUACAUGCGGCUGUACGGGUGGAACAUGACCGAGUUCGACAAGAUCGUGUACGUCGACUGCGACAUCAUGCUCCUCGACAACAUUGACGAGCUGUUCGAGACUCCGCUCCAGGACAACCAGAUGGGCGCGGCCUACUUCGAGGAGCCCGGCAUCGUAGACACGGGCGAGAAUUCGGGUCUGCUGGUGAUCAAGCCGCGCGAGCAGGAGUUCAUCGACCUGCUCGCCGAGUGGCAGGCCCUCUUCCCGUCGGCCGGUUGCGUGGCCGACCAGCCCUUCCUGUGGCUCUUCUACCACCAGCCCGGCCGGAGCCUCAAUCUCCUCCCCUACUCCUAUAACAUCCGCAAGAGGAUCUACCACCCGAUGCGCGUGUGGCACUUUGCCGGACCGGCAAGGCUUGGCUACAAGCCCUGGAUCUACCCCCACACUCCGGCCGAGAGCUAUGACAGGCCGAUCGUGGCGUUCUCCGACGUGGUGGCCCUGUGGUGGCACUUCCUCUACGGGGCGGUGAAGAGCUACGGGCUGGAGCAGAACCCGUGGUGGCGAAAGGAGCACGAGCGCCUCAUGUCCAUCCGCCUCCAGGUCGAGGAGAGCCGCAACUUCCCGCCCCUCCGCGACGAGAUCAAGAGAUGA
This is a messenger RNA of Acanthamoeba castellanii str. Neff, 1398 nucleotides long. Its product is annotated as glycosyltransferase family 8 protein. Bases 1 to 1398 code for a protein of 465 amino acids. Gene Ontology annotation, cellular component: cytoplasm. The record is from RefSeq and is a predicted model, not a curated record. Gene Ontology annotation, molecular function: glycosyltransferase activity. NCBI's taxonomy places the organism in Eukaryota, Discosea, Longamoebia, Acanthamoebidae. The transcript has 6 exons.